AUGCCUUCAAGACUGGAGCAGCACAGACGCCUCGGGGAGCCGAUUCUCUUCGUCUUCACAACGUCCGGACCGGCUGAGACUGCUCGCUUGGCCCUUUUCACUUUGUCGCAUUCGGCGGUCGUCGGU
Messenger RNA from Protopolystoma xenopodis, 126 nucleotides. Lineage: Eukaryota; Metazoa; Platyhelminthes; Monogenea; Polystomatidea; Polystomatidae. The record is from the annotation of a GenBank genome assembly.